CCUGAUCCUGGGAGACGGACGGACGGGGACGGGUGGGGGGUGGGGUGGGGAUUUCCCACAAGUUGCCGCUCUCGCCGCCUGAAUGCUAACGCGGAUGCUCCAUUCAUGUUGACCGGAGAACGAGAAGACGAGGAGGACGGAGGAAAACAAACAGCAUCCCCUCUGACAUGAAGUGUGGUCUGCAGCAGCACUACCGCGUCGUCUUCACACUCCACUUCUGAUUCCUGCCUCGGCAUCCACGGGAUCGGAGGUUGGCACAUCUGGGGAUGUGAGCGCAGACCUUCAUCGGCGUGGACUUCCAGGCGGCAGUGUGUGAGGUGUUGCUGUCCGUGGUGGUGAUGACCGGCGAGGCCUGAGUAGAAAGAUGAGCGGCCAGGACGCCUGGGUCACGCUGACCCCCACAGAAUUUGCCCUCCUGCAGGAGUACACUCAGUAUUCAACCAAGAAGCUGAAAGACGUGCUGCAGGAGUUCCACGGCGAUGGCGUGCUGGCUAAGUACAAUCCUGAAGAGAAACAGGAAAUCCUCAGCCAGGAGAUUGACUAUGAGGGCUUCAAGGUCUUCAUGCAGACCUUCCUGGAGAGCCAACUGCCCGAAGACUUCUGUCAACACCUCUUCAUGUCCUUCAGCAACAAGGAGCCCAAACCCAGCCCAUCGUCUUCGGACAAGCCAAGAGUUGCGGGGCUCAAGCUGAUCAAAAGCAACUCCACCCCUCUGAAGACCAGCGCACUCCCCCGGCCAGACAGCACGGUGCAGCUGAAGGACAUCGUGUGCUACCUAUCCCUGCUGGAAGGAGGACGGCCCGAAGACAAGCUUGAGUUCAUGUUUCGUCUCUAUGACACUGAUGGAAACGGCUCUUUGGACAGCUCGGAGCUGGAGCACAUCAUCUCCCAAAUGAUGCACGUGGCCGAGUACCUAGAAUGGGACGUGACCGAGCUUAAACCCAUACUGCAGGAAAUGAUGCAGGAAAUCGACUACGACCACGAUGGCACCGUGUCUCUAGAGGAGUGGAUCCAAGGAGGCAUGACCACCAUCCCUCUGCUGGUUCUGUUGGGUCUGGAGACGAAUGUGAAAGAUGACGGGCAGCACGUGUGGAGACUCAAGCACUUCAACAAGCCGGCCUACUGUAACCUCUGUCUCAACAUGCUCAUUGGCCUCGGCAAGCAGGGACUCUGCUGCUCAUUCUGCAAGUACACGGUCCAUGAGCGCUGCGUGGCCCGCGCGCCGCCAUCCUGCAUCAAGACCUACGUCAAGUCCAAGAAAAACACAGAGGUAAUGCACCAUUUCUGGGUGGAAGGGAACUGCCCCACCAAGUGUGACAAGUGUCACAAAACCAUUAAGUGUUACCAGGGCCUGACCGGCCUCCACUGCGUUUGGUGUCAAAUCACGCUCCAUAACAAGUGUGCCUCCCACGUGAAGCCCGAGUGUGACUGCGGACCUCUGAGGGAUCACAUCCUGCCCCCCAGCUCCAUCUGCCCCGUCGUGCUGGAAAGACAGUCGACGCUGAGGAAGGACUCGCGGUGCAGCCAGUCGAGCCGAGGGAAGGUCCAGAGAGCCAACUCCGUCACUGUGGACGGCCAAGGCCUGCAGAUCACAACAAUAGAGGGCACUCAUCCUCUGUUGGUGUUCGUCAAUCCGAAGAGCGGCGGGAAGCAGGGAGAGAGGAUCUACAGGAAGUUCCAGUACCUUCUGAAUCCCAGGCAAGUGUACAACCUGGCCAAGAAUGGACCCAUGCCGGGGCUGAAUUUCUUCCGAGAAGUUCCUGAUUUCCGGGUGCUUGCGUGCGGAGGGGACGGCACGGUGGGCUGGAUCCUCGACUUUAUUGACAAGGCCAACCUGGAGCGCGACCCGCCGGUGUGCGUGCUUCCUCUCGGGACAGGAAACGACCUGGCACGAUGUCUGCGCUGGGGAGGAGGCUACGAGGGCGAGAGCCUGCUGAAGAUCCUGCGGGACAUCGAGAACAGCAGCGAGGUGAUGCUGGACCGCUGGAAGAUCGACGUGACGUCCACGGACAAGGACGAGCGAGGCGACCCGGUGCCGUACAGCAUCGUCAACAACUACUUCUCCAUCGGCGUGGACGCUUCCAUCGCACAUCGUUUCCACGUCAUGAGGGAAAAGCACCCGGAGAAAUUUAACAGCAGAACAAAGAAUAAGCUGUGGUACUUUGAGUUCGGCACUUCAGAGACGUUUUCGGCCACGUGUAAGAAGCUCCACGACUUUCUGGAGGUGGAGUGUGACGGCGUUACUCUGGACCUGAGCAGCAUCUCCCUAGAGGGUAUCGCCAUCCUCAACAUUCCCAGCAUGCAUGGCGGCUCCAACCUCUGGGGAGAGAGCAGGAAGAGGCGGGGCCACCGCAAGGCUGGGAAGAAGGGCCAGGAUAAAAGGACACCUUUGACCGAUCCCAAGGAGCUCAUGUUUGCAGUUCAAGACCUGUCGGACCAGCUGUUGGAGGUUGUCGGGCUGGAGGGCGCCAUGGAGAUGGGUCAGAUCUACACGGGCCUGAAGAGCGCUGGACGACGCCUUGCACAGUGUUCCUCUGUGACCAUCAGGACCAGUAAGUCACUGCCCAUGCAGAUUGAUGGAGAGCCCUGGAUGCAGACUCCAUGCACUAUCGAGAUCGUGCACAAGAACCAGGCUCGCAUGCUGUUGGGUCCUCAGCAGAGCCGAAGCUUCUUCUCCUCCCUGGUCAGAAGACGGCGGGCCGAGAGCAAAGACUGACGCGUUAAGAUUUAGCGAGCCUCAAGAGUCCACAUUAGGGACCACAGAGCAGACGACACGGGGCGUCCUGACUUUGCACGCCUGGAGACGUGGACGAGGAGCGUCAUUGCCUGCUUGAUAGCUCAGAAUGCAGUAGCAAACUGUAGGUUGUGUUUGUGUGUCGCCUUCAGCAUCAAGACCACCUUUGACCCGCAGUCAGGUGGGUUCUGGGCCGGAUGUGUAGUUCUUAACGCUGACUUGUUGGGAGUUGACGUGACUUUAGAACAAAACCAAAGGGUUUUGUUUUGUCAUUCUUGCUGUUGUGAUCGGUGCCAUGUUGCCAAAAGAGGAAUGUGUUUCUAUUUAUUUAUUUAUUCAGAUUUGGCUGUGUUGUUGACGUUUUGAACCGGUUUGUAGCAUCCGCUCACUUUCUCUUUCUCCUCCAUGGCUCCAUCCUGCUACUUGCUAUUGAUUGUUCAUAAAAAGACAUGCAUGCCUCGUGUGCAUGCUUGACACCUACUGCUCACUUGGAACACAUCAAACUGCAUCUACUGAACAUAUAGUUGUUAUUUUUAAUAUAAUUGUUAUUCUGACCACUUAUUGUAGUCCAAAGGAGGGCACAAGGAUCUUCCAUACACAUGCAGAUUUUAUUUCUUUACGUGUCAAUGCCAAUCAACAUUUCCAAAACAAUGGUCAUUCCACCAAAUCAAUGUAAUUUGCUUUUUGUAACUCUUAAAAUAAACAUACUUUUCAUUUUUCCAACUCUAAAUAUGAUAAUACUCAUACUUAAAAUGCGUACUCGUCAAAUUGUACGAAGUUCCAAAGCAAAAAUAAUAGGACUGAAAGUAACAAAAGUGAGGUGCUAUAGCAACAUGGCAUUUACACUAAUAGCAUGUUGACACUGAGCACAUAUGUGAUUCAACAAAAUAUAUAUUAUAUAUACAUACACAUAUAUAUAUAUAUAUAUAUAUAUAUAU
Molecule: messenger RNA, 3672 nt
Organism: Nerophis ophidion (straightnose pipefish)
Lineage: Eukaryota; Metazoa; Chordata; Actinopteri; Syngnathiformes; Syngnathidae
Gene: dgkb
Product: diacylglycerol kinase, beta
Exons: 26
Coding region: 365-2716 (783 amino acids)
Biological process (GO): diacylglycerol metabolic process; lipid phosphorylation; intracellular signal transduction
Cellular component (GO): plasma membrane
Molecular function (GO): calcium ion binding; ATP-dependent diacylglycerol kinase activity
Source: RefSeq, a predicted model, not a curated record